Molecule: messenger RNA, 2546 nt
Organism: Humulus lupulus (European hop)
Lineage: Eukaryota; Viridiplantae; Streptophyta; Magnoliopsida; Rosales; Cannabaceae
Product: MDIS1-interacting receptor like kinase 2-like
Exons: 2
Coding region: 38-2464 (808 amino acids)
Biological process (GO): protein phosphorylation; hormone-mediated signaling pathway
Cellular component (GO): plasma membrane
Molecular function (GO): protein binding; protein kinase activity; ATP binding
Source: RefSeq, a predicted model, not a curated record
GACCGUGGAAGCAGUCACUCACUCAUCUCUGUAAACCAUGAAAUCCUCCACUUUAAUACUCAUUAUUGUAGGACUAGUCUAUGCAGCCAAUGUCUUAGUUCAAGCUUCACCGUACCCCAGAGAUCAACAAGAAGUGCUUUCAUUGCUGCUAAGUGGGUGGUGCAGCCACGACUCUGUCGACAAUGCAACCCAAUAUUGCAAUUGGUCAGGUAUCACUUGCGACCCCGCUGGACAGAUUACUCAAAUUACUCUUUCUCAGUAUUAUUGUGAAUAUUGUGAAUAUUGUCCAAUCUGGUUAUUGGAGAAAUUCAACUGGUCUUGCUUUCCAAACUUAGUCCAUCUGAGUCUUUCCUGUGCCGGGCUUUAUGGAGUUAUUCCAUCCCACAUAGGUACUCUUCCAAAGCUCACCCACCUUCACCUUUCCAAAAAUUAUCUAACAGGCCAAUUACCUCUUUCAAUUGCCAACCUCUCCAGGUUGAUGGUGUUUGAUCUUUCUUCUAAUGACCUAAAUGGUUCUAUUCCAAGAGAAUUGGGUAGUUUAAAGAAUCUUAUUGCAUUAAAUUUCAGCUAUAACCAUUUUAGCGGUUCAAUUCCUUCAACUAUUGCUCUUUUUUCCAACCUCACUCAUCUACAUAUGUCAUCUAAUCAAAUUAAUGGGUCUAUUCCAAUUGAUUUAGGAAAGCUGAAGAACAUGGUUUCUCUUGACCUGUCUGACAACAGGCUCCAAGGACACCUCCCAUCCAGUAUAUUCCAGCUGAACAGAUUGACUUCCCUAUCAUUUUCCCACAACAAAAUCAAUGGUUCCAUACCUCCGGCUUUGGGUGAUCUAACCAAUUUGGUGGAGUUGGACCUUAGUUCAAACGAAUUUGACGGUCCACUCCCAGUGGAAAUUAGAAAACUAAGAAACCUAGAGUCGUUAGUCCUUAGCCAAAAUCAAUUGAUUGGUUGCAUUCCGUUAGAAAUUGCAAAUUUGAAGAACUUAACAUUUCUGGAUGUUAGUUCCAACAACCUCAGUUGUCCAAUUAUGCCAAUUCUUACGGCUUUACAAUCAAUUGAAGUUCUUUUACUAGGUUCAAAUAGAAUAUAUGGUUCCAUGGAUUCAAAUAUUGUAAAGCUCAGAAAGCUGUAUUCCUUGGACUUGUCAUAUAACAACAUAUCAGGGAUCAUACCUUCUGAAUUUGCCCGCAUGACAAACUUAAAGUAUUUGGAACUUUCUUACAACUUUUUAAAGUGUCCAACCGGCGGCAAAGAGCUUAACAUCAUUUCUUUCAACCAUCCCCUUCAUUGCCCAAAGUCUACCCCCAAGUCUACUCCCAAGUCUACCCGCAAGUCUACCAAGUCUACCCCUCAAGUUGCGAUCAUUAUUUGCGUCGUCUUGGCCUUCUCUGUCUUUUGUUUGAUCAUUUUAUUCAUGUUGGCCCAUAAGUGUCUUUUCAAAACUAGACAAGUCCAACCUACUAAACGAGCUUCAAAAAAUGGUGAUUUAUUGUCGGUAUGGAAUUAUGAUGGGAAAAUUGCAUUUGAAGAUAUCCUAAAAGCAACGGAAGAUUUUGACAUUCGAUAUUGCAUUGGAACAGGUGGUUACGGUAGUGUAUAUAGAGCACAACUACCUAGUGGCAAAGUAGUUGCCUUGAAGAAGCUUCACAGUUCAGAGGCAGAAGAAGUAUCAUUCAGAAAGAGUUUUGAGAAUGAGGUAGAAACGUUGACUAAAAUUCGUCACAAAAAUAUCAUAAGACUCUAUGGAUUCUGUUUGAACAAAAGAAGCAUGUUUUUUAUUUACGAGUAUAUGGAAAGAGGAAGCUUGUUUUGUGUUCUCAGCGAUGAUUUAGAAGCUGUGGAAUUAGAUUGGAGUAAGAGAAUUAAUGUCAUCAAAGGCAUAGCUUAUGCAUUGUCUUACAUGCAUCAUGAUUCCACUCCUCCAAUGGUUCAUCGUGAUGUAAAGAGCACCAACAUCUUAUUGAACUCAGAAUUUGAGGCUUUUGUGUCUGAUUAUGGAACCGCAAGAUUACUUGAUCCCGAUACUUCCAAUCGAACCAUGAUUGCUGGUACAUACGGCUAUAUUGCUCCAGAAUUUGCCUACACCAUGGCCAUAACGGAAAAAUGUGACGUUUAUAGCUUUGGUGUAGUGGUACUAGAAACGUUAAUGGGUAAGCACCCUGGAGAAUUGUUGUCAUCAUUGUCAUCUUCAUCAUCGUCAAUUCAAGAUAUGUUGCUGACUGAAAUAAUAGACCAUCGCCCAUCACCGCCAAGAAAUGGGAUUGUUGAAAGUGAUAUUGUUCUUAUUACUUCGCUGGGAUUUGCAUGCCUAAAUGCCAAACCAAUGUAUCGACCAACAAUGAAGCUAGUUUCUCAACAACUUCUUGCUCGCAAACGAUUGUUAGCCAAGCGUUUUAGUGAUAUUUCACUUGGACAGCUAAUGUUCCCAGAUGAAAUUUUACUAGAAAUUGAAAAUAAGAUUAGUUGAAUUCAUUAAAUUCAAAGAUGUUUCUUGCAACUUAUCACCAUGCUCUACUUUGGAAUUUAUAAUAUCAUCUCCACUUUUUCAA